AUGUCGGAUCACCAAGAUGGCCCCGGCGGGCCGUCGCCGCCGCCCCUCGUCCAGGAAACAGUCACUCACAUGUCCUCUAGACACAUCAACGGCCGCAAGAACAGUCCCUCCGACGACGUCGAGGCUGACAGCGAGCUGAGCGAGCCGGAUAGCAACCUGCACUCACCCCCGGCCACAGGCCUGGAGGACGAAAUCGUAGUUGGCGCAAAGGCCGACCGCCCUCACAAGACGUCGCCUCUGCGUGUCGUUUCCAUGGACCAAGACCAUGUCAUGGAAGAUGUUCGAGAUGAGUCGUCGACCGGCUCCCACUAUCCCAAACGCAAGCGCACGUCCCUCUAUAACGACCUGAGCGAGACCAAGAUGGAGAUUUCCCAGGCCCAGCCCGUCAUCGACACUAGAUCGCCUCCUUUGUCGAGAGACGGCAAGUCGAAGCCGAACCGCCAGAGCUUGACUGGCGUUAAGGGCGUUCUCCUCGGUCACUGGAGAGACUCGACCGUCCCUGACGAGAGCAGGAAGCACGCUGUGAUUGGCUUCAUCGACGUCCGCGAUCGUCUGCGCACCCGCGUCCAGCCUCAGACCAAGGAAGGCGAGUCUUUGACCGAAACCUACCCUCUACCUCCGGGUCCUGGGGGCAGCUGGGUGACGUUUGAGCGCGUCGUCUUCUCCGAUCACCUUGUCGGCCUGGACCACUUCCACAUCAAGGAGUACACUCGCCUCCGUUCCGUCGUUGCGCCCGAGGAGACCGAGGAGGAGCGAAAGGUGGCCGAGGUCGAAGCCGUCAGAGAAGCCGUCCGUCGCGUCAAGGAAAACCCGGCGACGGACAACCCCACGGCCGCGCCGGCCAUUGCGUACGGCACCGACAUCCCCGAGCACCUCGCCACCCCUAAUCGCCCCGACGGCAAGAGACGCAAGACCCCCCCCCAGCCUAUGGCCGCUCACCAAACCCGCUUUUCUAUCGACCCCCUCCCUGGCACUCGCCCAACACGUAUCCUCAUCGGAUACUGGAAACCAUCGAGCGAGGCCCACCCGAGGGAUCGCCAUGCGGUGUACGGCAUCCUUGGCCAAAACGAUAUGUUCCGGGUUAAGGUGUAUCAGCUGGAUCACGGCGAGACGGACGCAGACCGAAUCGACAACGAAACAAAGGCCGUCUACGAGGCGCAGACCCGUGCCGGUUCCCUCUUCAAGCAGCCCAACAAUGUCACCGUGCCAACCUUCAGCGCCGCCCCCACGCCCGAUGCCGGCGUGGACCGGCCCGCCUCGAGGCUUGGUCACGGCGGCCACGAACUGCGCCAGUCACGUCGCAUUGAGCCCCGACCGGACGGGCGCACGCUGCGGCAGGCCCUGACCGAGAGUGAGCUCCGCUCGGCCCAACGGAUGCAGGGCGUCGAGGCCGCGGAGCGCACGAGCGCCCUGGCACGCCGUGAGAUUGCCCGGGCCGAGGCGGCGCAGGGUCGUGCCGACCGCAAGGCUCUCACCCGAGAGCGUGCCGUGGCCGCCGCCACGGAUGCUGUUACUGCCGCUGCCGCUGCCGCCGCCGCCGCCGCUGCGCCCGUUCCCUCGACCAACGGCCGGGCCCUCUUCCACGAGUCGGAGGAGAUGCAGCGCCUGAAUAAGGUCUGGGCGCGGCAGGAGUCUCUCCGCUUGAAGGGCGGCGCCGAGGACGCCAAGAUGUACGACGGCGUCAAAUACGAGCGCAAGCCGACUGGGCCCUUUAUGGGGAAGCUUGUGUCGCAGGGCACCAUUAUCAACAUUGAUGGCGAAGACUACGUCGAGUACCGCGUCCUGACCAAGCCGUCGUUCUUUUAG
Messenger RNA from Hirsutella rhossiliensis, 1806 nucleotides. Its product is annotated as tRNA splicing endonuclease subunit. The transcript has 3 exons. The record is from RefSeq and is a predicted model, not a curated record. Lineage: Eukaryota; Fungi; Ascomycota; Sordariomycetes; Hypocreales; Ophiocordycipitaceae. Bases 1 to 1806 code for a protein of 601 amino acids.